GUCUCCGUUCAUGGACUCGUUUCCUCUUCCACUUCCUUUCCCCCUUUCUGUAUCAUCUGUUUCGCUUGUCAGCCAGCUUUAAAUGCGCACAGUUUUUAUCGUUCCCCGUGCUGUGCUUGUGUCUUGGCGAUCACGUUGUCUCGAUCGGACUGCUGUGGAUGAAACCCUUUCACUACCACGCGACGACGCGCCAUCGGCAAUGCAGUACGUGCUGGGCCGAGUGCGCAGUGAUAUAGGCGCCGCAAGCCCUUCUCCGUGAUGUGCAGGCGGACGACGGUUCGGAUCCGUUGACCCCUCGCUCGAAUAGGCGCCUCUUCCUAUCUGCCACGCCAUGAGCCACCAAUUGUCCGGCGACAUCAUUAACCUGAACGUCGGGGGAACCAGGUUUGCCACAUCCAGGCAGACACUGACAUGGGUGCCCGACUCCUUCUUCACGAGCAUGCUGAGUGGACGGAUAUCAAGCCAUCGGGAUGAGACUGGAGCCAUCUUCAUCGACCGGGACCCCAAGCUGUUCUCCGUCAUCCUGAACUUUAUGCGAACCAAGGACAUCGACCUGAGAGACCUGGACAUGAGUGUAUUGCGCCACGAGGCCGAAUUUUAUGGCAUCACACCCCUGGUGAAGCGGCUGAUCCUGUGCGAAGACCUGCACCAGUCCUCCUGUGGCGAUGUUCUCUUCCACGGCUACCUGCCCAUGGCUGCAGUACCGCCGUGCGAGGUUGCCACUGGCGGCCGCAACAUGGCACCCUCAGGUCUCCUGCCAACACCCGCUGGUGGACCCGACCGCCGUCCCGAACACGGUGCACCACGGCCACCCUUUGUUGUUGAUCCAUCGUGCCUAGCAGGACUGCCUGGUGUGGUCGAUGCGCGGCCAGGCUCCGUGUUCCGCGUGAUGCCCGAGGUUAGCAGCUCCCGACCUCCCCCAACAUCGUCGUGUGGCCACUCUCGCAACCCAUCGUUGGACGCCCGACAGGCUGGACCAUCUUCGUCCAUGGCACCUCCACCACCACCGCAACUGUCACGCAGCUCUUCUGACCUGCGGGCAGGCGGCGUCCGGGGCCACUCACGCGCAUCUUCCCUCGACCUGCGGCACUCGCGCAACUCUUCGGCCGACUUCAGCCGCCGCAUCCGCGACGACAGCGGCUGGGCCAGCACCGCACUGCCCCAGGGUGUGUCGGCAUGGCCGGACAAUCUGCGGGUCUGCAUGGUCAAGGGCCACCAGAACUGGAUCGCCGUAGCCUAUGCUCACUUCGUCAGCUGCUACAGGCUGAAGGAUUCAACCGGGUGGCAGCUGGCAUUCACCAGUCCCUACCUGGAGCCCGUGAUUGAGCGCAUCGCACUCAAUGCCAAGGUGGUGACGACGGCGUCGGCACAGGCACCCGAGAGUGGGGCCAAGAUGCUGGCCGUUGCCUACGGGUCCCAGGUGCGACUGUGGAGCAUCGCCCAGGAAGGCAACGGACGCGCCGAGAUUGGUGUCUUCCACCUGAGUGUUCCUGUGGAUAGCCUGUUCUUCAUUGGGAGCCAGCUGGUUGCCCUGAGCCAUCUGGGCAAAGUGGGUGUCUGGCAUGCCAUGACUCAGCACUGGCAGAUCCAGGAUGUGGUGCCAAUCACCAGCUUCGACACGGCGGGCUCAUGCAUCUUGCUUCUUGGCUGCACCAAUGGCUCCAUCUACUACAUCGACAUGCAGAAGUUCCCACUGCGUAUGAAGGACAAUGACCUGCUGGUGACUGAGCUCUACCGGGACCCAUCAGCUGACCCAAUCACGGCCAUCAGUGUCUAUCUCACCCCUAAGACCAGUCUGUGCGGCAACUGGAUCGAGAUUGCAUACGGCACAAGUGCCGGCACAGUGCGGGUGAUUGUGCAGCACCCGGAGACGGUGGGCCACGGUCCGCAGCUGUUCCAGACGUUCACCGUCCACCGCAGCCCCGUCACCCGCGUCGUCCUCUCCGAGAAAUACCUCAUCUCUGUGUGCAGUGAGUACAGCCACGUGCGUACGUGGAGCGUGACCCGCUUCCGAGGCAUGAUCUCAACGCAGCCGGGGUCAACGCCGUUGGCCUCCUUCAAGGUCGUCUCCCUAGAAGACCUUGAGCCCUCAGCCAGCUACCCAGCUGGAAAUGACAGCGGGCCCUAUGGGGAGCAGGACGACGAGCAGGUGUUCAUCCAGAAGGUGGUUCCCGAGACAGACCAGCUGUACGUGCGCUUCGCCUCCUCAGGCAAAAGGAUCUGCGUGAUCAAGUCUGUGGACGGGACCACCGUGACGUCCUUCUGCGUGCACGAGUGUGAGGGUUCCAACAGGAUGGGAUCCCGACCACGACGCUACAUUUUCACAGGUCACAGCAGUGGCGCCAUACAGAUGUGGGACCUGACCACAGCACUGGAUUUGGCAUCCAAAGGGGAGCCAACUUUUGUGCGUGACGGUGGCCCUAGCCACGGGGAACUGCUGCGUCUCCUGGAGCAGUGUGACCUGACCAACUCGCGCUGCUCGACGCCUUGCAUCAGUCCAUCACCUUCGCUGCUCGGUGGCGCUGCCACGCUGGCACGCCUGCGGGCUGCCAACCUUGUGCUGCUCGGACAGCAACAAGCACAGCAGCAUGCUCACGACGAAUCGUCAUCUUCUGGGCUGCCCGAGGACCGGCGGGUGACGCGGUGCUGACAGUGAAUGGCACCGGCAGCCAGCAGACACAUCGGUCACUUCUCACUGUGUUGAACGUGCUCCUUGUGUGUGGUGUGUGUGCACGAUGCACCCCUCCCUCGAUGGAUGGCCCGACUCACAGUUUUCCCGCUGACCGAAUGUCUUGGCAGCUGGUGUUGUUGCUCGUCAGGACUGCGUGAACAUCACCAGACAGUGUGCUGCUUGUUACAAAUGCACUCGUCACUUUUAUUGUGCGCACCGUUUAGCACAGAUUUAUCUAGUGGCAUCCUGAGAACACUCUUAUGUACCACAUGGUGUCUAAAAUGCAACUCCCCGAUAGAUAAUAAUGCACGUGUGGCCUUCCCCGGUGUGUAUAGCCGUGAAUGCCUGAGCAGGUGCCGUGGCUGUGUGCUCAUGAUAGUGCACUGGUGACAUGCCAUCACACCUUUCUUCCAUUGCCUCUCGUGUCCUGGUGACAAUAUCCUGGUAAUCGCUCAGUGUAUUUCUGUAGAGUUUCUGUCCACCUCUUCCCACUCCUCAAGUGUGACUGGUGGGCGUGGUGUGACCUUGUUGUAACAAGACAUGCUAUUUGUGGGUGCCGUGCGUACAUGGCAAAUCUUUUUGAGGUUUGUGGUUGCAGGCAGCAGAUAAGAAAUGGCUACCACAAAUGUCAGCCCACUCUAGUUUCUGCGAAGCCAUGUCACUUGCUGUAACGCUGCUAUGUUGCAGUCGCAGUCUUGCUUGCUGCACACAAGGGGUUCUGCGCCACUUAGGUCUUCAUAGUCAAGUGGCGACUUUAGGAGGCACGCAGGUGCAUAAUUAGCUUUGCCUCAAUUGUGUUGCAAUGCUAAUUGUCAAGGAUUGCUGCUACAAGCCUUCUUUCGUGAUUUUCGGCACUGCGCAGCCAUCACCCUUGAAGAAGACGGACCAUUUGCCCUUGUGCAGCUUGUGCAAGUGCUAUCCAAGGACACACACACGAAAGAUGCCCGAAACGAGUGGCUGCCAGUGUAUCCAAUUUUUAUUGUGUGCUCUGUUCCUUAUUCAUUCACUGGUGUUUGCUUGUUGCCAAAACCUGUGCAAUAGUGUCCCUCGAUGUCAUGGAAGCUAUACCGAUGCAAUGCCUCUGCAUUGAGAAAUUUAAAUAGCAUCUGCCCUCCCUCUUUCACUGUACCAGAGACAGGCUUGCAAGUUUUGUCUGGUGUGAAUUUCGUCUGCCUAAAGAACUGUUCCGAGUUUAAUGGUAUAAUGCUUCCCGUAUGGACUAUUGCUGCCAAGGUGGCUCGCUUCUUUUUCAGUCUUGCUUUGUUAGUGUCGCUGUUUUGAGAAGUGUAGCUGGACCUGGUUUCAUAGGAGCAGCCAUGAUAAUAAUUCAUGGACUGUGUUAUGGACAAUUCCUAUUUUGUUAUAGCCCUAACUUCAGUGUAAAAAAAAAAAUAUGUUGUGCUAGCAGAGCUGCAUUGUCGAGACUCCACCUUAGGCAAUGGAGGAUGUUUCUUUUGUACAGUGCUCUUGUUGUUUCUUGUGUUAUCUAUUACAUAUGCAUGAGAAGACCCAGGUACUCAACCUCCACUGCUGCAGAAGUGAUUCUAGUGAAACUGCAACGUUUAGCCUACCAGCGUUCGUGGUGAAAAAAUGCACACCCUCGACCAGCCAUUUGAAGCUUAGUCAUGCCUUAAUUAUGCAAGACUUUGUUAUGCUCGCAGUACUACAACUGAUGUGGCCAAAAAGCAUGAACAGAGUGCAAGUGUUUGACGUACACACUGGAGUUUGUUCCUUAUUUGUAAUUUCGAAGCAAUGCCUCUGGUCAUAGUAGCCGAGCGAAAUGAUGACUGAAAUAAUGGUAUUUCUUUGCCCCAAUUUCAUUUAUUUACAUAGAUGCAGUAGCAGUUACAAUUCAGAAAUUGUCACUUGCUUUGAUUAAAUGGAGGUGCUGAAACGAGCCAUAAAUGUGUUAACAGAAUUCAGGGUUCGUAGCCAGUCCUUGGAAAUGCUUAAAUUUCAUGGCAUUGCUUAAACUUUUGUAAAUUUUGUUUUCUGCUAAGCUUACUAGAUUUCAUGUGACAACCUGGUGGCAAGGUAGGUGCAAUACAAAAUUUGAGUCAAUCCAGCAGCAGCUUUGCUCUAGUUGGCACUG
Messenger RNA from Dermacentor silvarum, 4763 nucleotides. Its product is annotated as BTB/POZ domain-containing protein KCTD3-like. NCBI's taxonomy places the organism in Eukaryota, Metazoa, Arthropoda, Arachnida, Ixodida, Ixodidae. Gene Ontology annotation, molecular function: protein binding. The coding region runs from base 332 to 2650 and encodes 772 amino acids. Gene Ontology annotation, biological process: protein homooligomerization. The transcript is spliced from 19 exons. The record is from RefSeq and is a predicted model, not a curated record.